Molecule: messenger RNA, 3851 nt
Organism: Sander lucioperca (pikeperch)
Lineage: Eukaryota; Metazoa; Chordata; Actinopteri; Perciformes; Percidae
Gene: nuak2
Product: NUAK family, SNF1-like kinase, 2
Exons: 6
Coding region: 293-2167 (624 amino acids)
Biological process (GO): protein phosphorylation; intracellular signal transduction; microtubule cytoskeleton organization
Cellular component (GO): cytoplasm
Molecular function (GO): protein serine/threonine kinase activity; tau-protein kinase activity; ATP binding
Source: RefSeq, a predicted model, not a curated record
CGUGUCCGGCUGCUGGCUGAGAUCCGCUCGUGUUGCAGCAGCACGCUGUUGUUAGCAGGUCUCAGCGCUACAGAGGAGACACUUUUUUGUGUCUGCAACAUUUAGUUGUAGUAAUCUGCUGCACCGUCGGAGGUGGAGAAGUUCAUUACACUUUUAUCUUAAUUGUACCUGAGCAUCUUUUGGAGCAACUAUUGCUCCGACCACGACAGAGCUCCGUACAGAGGAAUGAAAGUUAACGAUAACUUACCUGCGUCCGAAAAUACGCCGAAAAAGACAAUAGUGUUGUGUCAGGAUGGAGGGCUUACAUUUUGCCCGUCUUUCGUCAAACCGUAGGCCGUCUGUGGGGUCAUUUUCACCCGGUGAAAAUGCUCCUGUCGGGAAAGCUCUGUCCCAGGUGACCGUGAAAAGACAAGCCGUGAAGAGACACCACCACAAACACAACCUGAAGCACAGGUACGAGUUUCUGGAGACCCUCGGGAAAGGAACCUAUGGCAAAGUAAAGAAAGCCAAGGAAAGAUCCGGUAGACUGGUUGCCAUAAAGUCGAUCAGAAAGGAAAAGAUCAAGGAUGAGCAAGACCUGGUUCAUAUUCGCAGGGAAAUUGAGAUCAUGUCCUCACUCUGCCAACCGCACAUCAUCACCAUAUAUGAAGUAUUUGAGAACAAAGAUAAAAUUGUGAUUGUGAUGGAGUACGCCAGCCGAGGAGACCUGUACGACUACAUCUGUGACAAGAGGAACAUCUCUGAACAGGAGGCCAGGCACUUCUUCAGACAAAUUGUAUCAGCUGUGCACUACUGCCAUCAGAAUGGAAUAGUACACCGGGACCUGAAACUGGAGAAUAUUUUACUAGAUAGCAACGGCAAUGUUAAGAUCGCAGACUUUGGGCUGUCAAACCUCUACCAUGGUGAUGAGUAUCUUCAAACCUUUUGCGGCAGCCCUCUGUAUGCUUCCCCAGAGAUUGUCAAUGGACGGCCAUACCGUGGGCCAGAGGUUGACACUUGGUCUCUUGGUGUGCUGUUGUACACUAUGAUUCAUGGCACCAUGCCAUUUGAUGGGAACAACCACAAGGCAUUGGUCCAACAGAUAAGCACUGGAAACUAUCGUAAACCCAAAAACCCCUCUGAUGCAUGUGGGCUUAUCCGUUGGAUGCUGAUGGUAAAUCCUGAGCGCAGAGCCACGAUAGAGGAGAUUGCAGGACACUGGUGGCUCAACUGGGGCUACCAGCAGCCAUUACUGGCUGAGACAAAGAGCAGUCCAGUAGAGCAGACCACUUCACCAGUCUCCCCAUCAACAUCACACCCUGCUGGGCUGGCUAGUGUGGCUAGUUGGCUGCGCCGUACAUCCAGACCUUUACUGGAGAACGGCUCCAAGAUGCGCUGCCUGCUCCGCUCACAGGGCAGCGGAGGGGAUGUAGUCCGGCAGCGCUCACUGCGAAGGUCACGAAAGGAAAACAAUGUCUCCCAGACCAUUCAUGAAGUAAGCACAGACAGUCGCCCCUCUAAGGGUAUUUUAAAGAAACGCAACAGUGUGAAACAGAAGGCAAUGACUGAAACCCCUGCUGUAGGUUCAGCGGAGCCCCAGAACAUUUUGGGUUUGUCCGCACCAGCUAAUGCUCCUUCAGCUGCACCGCUGCCUCGCAAAGGUAUCCUAAAGAAGCCCACAGAGCAAGAGUCAGGGUACUAUUCCUCUCCUGACAACAGUGACUCUGGCUGGGCACCACAAACUAAAGAGUGCCCUUCAGCACCAACCCAUAGGAAAGGCAUCUUGAAGCGCAAUGGAAAGUUUUCCUCCGGUGGCCUGCAAGAGUUUGGCUCUCUGGACCAGCUGGCAGCUUCUUUACCCCACGGAGGCGCUAGGUCGAGACAGAAUGGGGCCAUCAGCGACGACAGCAUUCUGUCUUCGGAGUCCUUUGACCAACUGGAUCUGCCAGACCGCGUAGGUUCUCCAACACAAAUGAAUAAACCAGCCAAAGGUAUCAUGAGAGGAUGUGUGUCUGCUGACAACCUGCUGGACAUUAAAGAAGACGGGAUCCUUCAGAAUGGGUCGCUGAGGCCCUGGAACUGCUACGAGUCUGGAGUGGCCGACAGUGCCUUUUCUAUCACCGACUGUGAUAAUGUAACAGAGGCUUACAAACAGGCCAUGGUUAUACGAGGCUCUGCAGCAAGCUGAAGCCUGGUAAUUGGUAAAGAACACUGACUAAAGACUUAUCAUUCCGAAUGUUUAACUGACCGCAAACUACUGAAUACAUGAUAGCCAAAGUGCAUGAAGUGAAAUUACCAGCACACUGUAGUGACAACCAUUUUGGCCAACUUCAGGAAUUGCACAGUACCAAAAAGGCAGGAGGCUUCUUGUUAAACAUCAGAUUGUAUUUUAGAUGGUGUUUAGUAAAUGUGUUUAUAAAUAGCCUGUGAUUUUGAAUUUGAGUAAAACAGUAUUUUACAAAAAUUAAGCUGCAGUUAAUAGUUAAAUGUCAUUUCAAAGAUCCUCAGGAGAAGAGAGCUGCUGUUGGUCAAUAGGAAGCUGUAAUUUUCAACAUGAGGGCUUACUAUCAAAGUGUAGUUAAUGCAAAAAGUCCAACCAAAACACUGGUCUUCAAAGUCAAGUUUGUUUAACAUUUUUCUCAGUGAUAAUAAACUAAGAAACUGACAUUUACAGUCACAAUAGGACUGUUGCUCGAUGAUUAUUUAAGCCACAAAGUCAGUGCCUUUUAGUGUCGACAGGACAUUUUGAGAAAGUGUUUGACUUAACAGCUCUGUUGGAUUCUAGCUGUGUGAUUUAGAUGAUCAUCUCUCAACCGUAUGUGUAUCUAAGAGAACAGCAGUAACACACAGGUUCAUUGUUUUGGGUUUAGGGUAUACUACAGAUUUUACUGUGCUUGAGGAUAUGGGGGAAAAUGACAUUUCAUGGAUACCAAAGAGCAAAUUUGCUAAUGUCAUUGGACUUUUUUGUUUCUUUAUUUAAAGCACCAGCAAAAAGUGCCAAGAGGAUGUAUGUUUGUAAUAGGGACUUCAGAUCUGAAAGAGCUUUUUAUUUUUAUUUUUUAUUGUUGUCUUGCUCUUGAAAUGACUCGUUAUUUUGGAUAAUGACUUGAAAAAUAAUCAUGACAUAUGAUGCACAUCAUGCGUAACCAGUAGAACCUGGUGCACAGGUGGCCAUUCACUGUGUGUGAAGGUGGCAGUUUGACAGCAAAGGUGUGGCUCAUUCAGUCACACCAUUGUUUUUUUUCAAGGUCACAGAUUUAGGAAAACGGUAACGUGUGUUUAAAAGUGAAACCUUAAGCCCUAGCUAACUACUAUAUGCUGUGUAAAAUGUGUAACCUUUCAACUGAAGAUUCCAGAUCAGUCAUGGAGCUCAGGUGUACUGAAUUUGGGGUGGUAUAGUAUUUGCAUAAAGCUGGAUUAGAAGUGCAGCCAUUUAACUGUCAAAAAAGUAAAAGUUUUAUCCUGGUGACUCAAACGGUAAAACUAACUUGAAUACCAGGUUUAAAAGUAAAAUCAUGAAUUAUGCAUGCUGAUGAUGAUCAUUGAUUAAGCUUGACAGGAUAUCUGGUUUCUACUUCUGCUUUAUUAAAUACCUCCUGGUAAUCGGAGGAAUGUCCACCAUUGCGUUUGUUUCUGUAUGAAAUGUCAUGCUGCACACUGGAGUUACUUAAUUAGAUUGACAUGCUGGCAUUAAAUUAGAACAUCAAGCCAGCGCCUGGAAGGGCACUUCAUCAGACCAUCGCAACCUGAUGACCAUACAAUUUAUUUAUCAGCUAUCGUUGAAGUAUUGAGCUCUGGUAAUAGAAAUUGCACAAGGCAGUACCCAGAGGCUGCAAAACCAUGCUAUUGUUCAGAAACUGGAAUUGUAAAAA